AUGGUGUUAAAAGGCGGCGAGGUUGCUGAGCACAAUAGCGCGGAUUCGUGCUGGGUUAUUGUUCAUGGUAAAGCAUACGAUGUCACAGAAUUUCUACCAGAACAUCCUGGAGGUAAAAAGAUUAUCCUCAAGUACGCUGGCAAAGAUGCCACUGACGCAUACGAACCCAUCCACCCGCCUGACACCCUCGACAAGUUCCUCGAGGCCUCCAAGCAUCUUGGCCCUGUCGACAUGAGCACCGUCCAGCAGGAGACCAAGCAGGUGGACCCCGAGGAGGAGGAGCGUCUGCAGCGCAUGGAGCAGAAGCCUCUAUUGUCGCAAUGCUACAACCUCUUCGACUUUGAGGCCGUUGCUAGGCGCGUCAUGAGCAAGAUUGCGUGGGGAUACUACUCAAGUGCUGCUGACGAUGAGAUUACAAUGCGCGAGAACCACAGCGCAUUCCACCGAAUCUGGUUCCGUCCUCAAAUCCUCGUUGAUGUCGAGAAGAUUGACUUCUCAACCACUAUGCUUGGAACAAAAACCGAUAUCCCUGUUUACGUGACAGCCACAGCUCUUGGCAAGCUCGGUAACCCAGAGGGUGAAGUUGUACUUACCCGCGCCGCAGCCAAGCACAACGUCAUUCAGAUGAUUCCCACCCUAGCAUCCUGUUCAUUCGACGAGAUCGUGGACGCCAAAGCCGGUGACCAGGUUCAGUGGCUGCAGCUAUACGUCAACAAGGACCGCGCUAUCACAAAGAAGAUCGUCCAGCACGCCGAGAAGCGUGGUUGCAAGGGUCUUUUUAUCACAGUUGAUGCGCCUCAACUUGGUCGACGUGAGAAGGAUAUGCGAUCCAAGUUCACUGACCCCGGCUCUCAUGUCCAAGAGGGUACCGAUACAGAUAACAGCCAGGGCGCGGCGCGAGCCAUUUCAACUUUUAUCGACCCUGCUCUGAGCUGGAAGGAUAUCGCUUGGUUCCAAAGCAUCACCUCCAUGCCAAUCAUCCUCAAGGGUGUCCAGCGUGUUGAGGAUGUUCUCAAGGCUAUUGACUACGGUUGCCAGGGUGUCGUUCUGUCCAACCACGGUGGUCGACAGCUCGAGUUUGCGCGAUCUGCUAUUGAAGUUCUCGCCGAGACCAUGCCUAUUCUCCGCGAGCGCGGUCUUGAGAACAAGAUCGAGAUCUUCAUCGACGGCGGUAUCCGACGUGGAACUGAUAUUCUCAAGGCGCUCUGCCUCGGUGCCCGUGGUGUUGGUAUCGGACGACCUUUCCUCUACGCCAUGAGCACAUACGGCGAAGCUGGUGUCGUCCGUGCUAUGCAGCUUCUCAAGGAUGAACUCGAAAUGAACAUGCGACUCAUCGGCGCGAGCAAGAUUGAGGACCUGCACCCUGGCAUGCUCGAUCUCCGAAGUCUGUUCCAGCACGGUGCUGUGCCUUCGGAUAACCUGUCGUCCACCGUGUACGACCCUCUAGCUGUGCCUGCGCAGAGACCCAAGGCUGGGCCUGAACAGGGUGCCCCCAAGGCUAAGCUGUAG
Messenger RNA from Fusarium pseudograminearum CS3096, 1509 nucleotides. RefSeq lists its product as uncharacterized. Bases 1 to 1509 code for a protein of 502 amino acids. The record is from RefSeq and is a predicted model, not a curated record. Gene Ontology annotation, biological process: lactate metabolic process. Gene Ontology annotation, molecular function: L-lactate dehydrogenase (cytochrome) activity; heme binding. The transcript has 5 exons. NCBI's taxonomy places the organism in Eukaryota, Fungi, Ascomycota, Sordariomycetes, Hypocreales, Nectriaceae.